Messenger RNA from Cajanus cajan (pigeon pea), 2419 nucleotides. Its product is annotated as protein PSK SIMULATOR 1. The record is from RefSeq and is a predicted model, not a curated record. NCBI's taxonomy places the organism in Eukaryota, Viridiplantae, Streptophyta, Magnoliopsida, Fabales, Fabaceae. Gene Ontology annotation, biological process: positive regulation of growth.
CAAUCACUCAUCUCCUCUCUUUGGUCCCUACCCCUUAUAUCCUUUUGUUUAUCACUUCCUUCUUUCCCUCCACUUUCUGUCUCUUCUCGUUGCAUCUUAUUUUCGAUUGCACCCUUCAUUCUCCUUCUUCAAUCCUCACAUAUUCACCCUUUUUCUUUGGCCACACACAAAGCAUCAACUUGCACUCUUUGCAUUCUCUGUCUGCCCCACCAACCAUUUCAUUCCCAAAACCAUUGUUGACCCUCAAAGUUUGCAGCUUUGACAAGCUACUGGGUUCUUCUCCUCGUUCCCCUCAAUGGGUCCUCUCAUGCCAUUUCUCUCACAAAUGGGUUUUCCCAGCUGAGUUCUGGUGAUGCAGAUUUUAAUGAAGGGCAUUCGGUGAAAGUGGUUAGGUAGCUAUGGUUGCUGAAAAUUGGAUUGUAAAGAUGGGUAACCAAGUAAGUGCCAAUCUCAAGCACGCUCUUCUUCUCGAACCUUCCGCAAAGAGAAAACAAGAUCCCAAGAGGCAAGAUAAUAGUAGCAAAGAAGUGAUUGGGAUUCUCUCUUUUGAAGUAGCAAAUGUGAUGUCCAAAAUUGUUCACCUUCACAGAUCCUUGUCCGAGCCCGAGAUUGUGAAGCUUAGGAGCGAGAUCUCGAACUCAAAGGGUGUUCAAAACCUGGUUUCCUCCGAAGAGGGGUAUCUCCUGGAGCUGGCUCGAGCAGAGAAGAUGGAGGAGUUGAACCGUGUUGCUGGCGUGGUUUCUAGGUUGGGGAAGAAGUGCUCCAUGCCUGCUUUACAAGGCUUUGAGCAUGUGUAUGGAGACAUUGUUAAUGGGGUCAUAGAUGUGAAGGAGUUGCGGUUCUUGGUUAAGCACAUGGAAGGAGUGGUGAGGAAAAUGGAUAGGUAUGUUGGUAAUACCAGGAGUUUGUACCGUGAGAUGGGGGUGUUGAAUGAUUUGGAGCAAGCCAUGAAGAAGUUUCAGCAUAAGGAGAGUACAAGGGCGUUUGAGCAGAAACUCACGUGGCAGAAGCAAGAUGUGAGGCAUCUGAAGGAGGUUUCGCUGUGGAAUCAGAACUUUGAUAAGGUUGUCGAGUUGCUGGCUAGGACGGUUUGUACCAUUUAUGCUAGAAUCUGUAUGAUCUUUGGUGAUUCUACAUGGAGGAAGAGUGCUACCCUUGGGCUUAGUGGAGGCUCUCCACCCAUGCAAAGUGAAUGUGGGUUGGUGUCUGGCCAGAUUAAUGUUCCUUUGAGUUCUGACAAGUUGAAAGCCAAUCAUGGCAAGAGAAAUGGUUGUCAUUUGGGUUCAAGUGCUGUGGAGACAAGGGAAACUAUGAGGAGAGGUGAAUUACCAUAUCUUCAAAUUGAAGAUUUUGGUUUUCCUUGUGGCACAAGUCCUGGGAGACUCUUCAUGGAUUGUCUUAGUUUAAGCAGCGCGGUUACAAAAUUCGAUGAGGGCGAUGACAAUGACGAAGAUGUUAUUGGUCACAUAUCAAGCUUUCAAAGUGUCGGUCUUGGGAAUAAGGUCAAGAAAAAGGAGCACUUGUGCCAUUCUGGUGGUUUAAAUCAUGUUCAAAGUGGUGUUCCUUUUACUAAAGAUCUAAGACAAGUCAACUCUGGUCUUCAAAGUCUUCAAAGUUGCUCAUCCUUUGAUCUCCAAAGUAGAUUAGGUGGUUAUGCACCUCCUUCUACUCUUGGAGGAUGUGCUCUGGCAUUGCACUAUGCCAAUGUGAUAACCGUCAUAGAGAAACUCCUUACGUAUCCACAUUUAGUUGGUGAGGAAGCUAGGAAUGAUCUAUAUCAGAUGCUACCAACGAGCUUAAGGCUAUCUCUGAAAGGCAAACUCAAGACCUAUGCAAAGCACUUGGCCAUAUAUGAUGCCCCUCUGGCCCAUGACUGGAAGGUGACUCUUGAUGGGAUUCUUAAGUGGCUUGCUCCACUUGCUCAUAAUAUGAUCAGGUGGCAAAGUGAGAGGAACUUUGAGCAGCACCAAAUUGUUAGCAGGACAAAUGUGCUGCUAUUUCAGACACUAUACUUCGCUGAUAAGGACAAGACAGAGGAAGCUAUGUGCCAGCUUCUCAUGGGACUCAAUUACAUAUGUCGUUAUGAACAACAACAAAACGCGUUAUUGGGUUGUGCAAGCAGCUUUGCUUUUGAAGAUUGCAUGGAAUGGCAACUGCAGUGUGGCGCUUUUAGCAGUUGAAAAUAUUCUGAAUAUUGAGAUCCUCAAUUUGAUGACCAUUUUCUUAAUUUGUAUUUAACACCAUACAUCGACAUCAUUUCGAUGCGGCAUGGAAUUUUGAACUUUGUAUAUUUAGGAUUAGGACUCUUUGUUGAAGGCUUGAAAAGUAUUGUAAAAUUGCAAUUCGAUUUAUAAAGUAUAUAAGCUGUCAUGUAAUAUUUUUGAAAUGGGUUAAAAAGUGCUUACAGUAUGCUUUCUUU